Molecule: messenger RNA, 339 nt
Organism: Macroventuria anomochaeta
Lineage: Eukaryota; Fungi; Ascomycota; Dothideomycetes; Pleosporales; Didymellaceae
Exons: 1
Coding region: 1-339 (112 amino acids)
Source: RefSeq, a predicted model, not a curated record
AUGACGACCGAGAACACGCAGAGUGCGCAUUGCCCUGAGUCUCUGCAAAGCGUAGCAAGUCAACUUGUUUCUCUCGACUUUGUAACUGGUACAGAUCGUGUUGAACACACCAGUGGUGCAGGUCUGAAGAUUUUCCCCCAGUGGCUCGCCAAUGGCACCAUCGUGUACCUUAUUAAGAACACAGCCGAUGAAGGACUGAGCUACAGUACCGGCAACACAACGACAGCUGUUCCUCGAACCAUUCAGAGCCCCUCGUGGUCACCUGAUGGCAGCAAAGUCAUCUACGAGAAUGUCGACUUCGAUGUCAUCCGCUCCAUGGGCAAGACCAUCUACUCCUGA